Perkinsus marinus ATCC 50983 is the source of this 987-nucleotide messenger RNA. RefSeq names its product Facilitator of iron transport 3 precursor, putative. The record is from RefSeq and is a predicted model, not a curated record. The transcript has a single exon. The coding region runs from base 1 to 987 and encodes 328 amino acids. NCBI's taxonomy places the organism in Eukaryota, Perkinsozoa, Perkinsida, Perkinsidae.
AUGCGUUCCUUCAUCGUCUCAUUCUCGGCCUUCGUCGCUGCCCUCUCCCUCGUCAUGGCCACUGAGGACCCGUGCUCUCAGAUGUGCUCCAAUGUGAGUGGCUGUGCAGGCUCGAAAUACGGAUCUUAUUGCAAGUCCUGGGUAACUCCUUCCGUCUGCUUCGGCUUGAUCAAGAAGAGUGACGGUUCUAUUUGUUUCGAGCCCGCUGAUUCCAACUGUGUUGGGGAGCCCCUGGCCUGCAGUAUCCAACCAACAAUCGUGCCUGCUACUACAACUCAGCAUCCUACCACUGCUCAUAGGAGCACGACUACGACCACUACCGCUGCUGCUGCUACGACCACUACCGUUGCUGCUGCUACGACCACUACCGCUGCUGCUGCUACGACCACUACCACUACCGCUGCUGCUGCUACGACCACUACCGCUGCCGCUGCUACGACCACUACCGCUGCUGCUGCUAUGACCACUACCGCUGCCGCUGCUACGACCACUACGGCUGCUGCUGCUAUGACCACUACCGCUGCCGCUGCUACGACCACUACCGCUGCUGCUGCUACGACCACUACCGCUGCUGCUGCUACGACCACUACCGCCGCUGUUGAGACUGCUACAACUGCUUCAACCACUACAGAGCCUGUGACUACUACGACAGUUGAGACGACUACUACUGAAGCCACGACUACGAUUAAAGUAACCACAACUACCCAGACGGUGGGUCUCAAUGGUAAUUACUGCGGUAACUUGUACGGUCAAGACUUCAGCGUUGACUUUGAAUCUGGACGCGCCACUCUGAGUGUUCUCGGCCAGACUGCCGGAUGCGACUAUCAAGUAGAUGGUACUGAUAUCAUCUUCUCCAACUACGAUGAUGUUCUCCAGAAGUUGAUGGAUAUGUUCCACAUAAAGAAGAUCCAGGGUACGAUUGAGAGUCCGACUGAAAUUCACAUCAAGGCUGGUCUACUGAUCAAUACUACCCUUACUCAGUGCUAG